CCCUACCUCCGGUCCGCUCGUCCUUUAGCUCGCAUUUCAGAGAAGGUGAUUGAUUGGAAAUCACCUCUCAGACCUGAGAAGGGACGAGUAUUAUACCUCUCGGGCUCCUCUAUCCUAAGGGCAGUUGUUCUACUUGUUUACUUGCCAGGUCUGGGCUUGUUCAAUACCAUCACGUUAGACACAACCGAAGUGAUCUAGUGAGACCGUGAACUUCCAGGAUGACUCCUCCAGUCCUUCUUCCUACCCGCAAGCUUGGCGGAGGCGGAGAUGGUCCCGAGAUCUCAGCAAUCGGUCUUGGUUUGAUGGGCUUGAGUGUUGGCUACGGGCCAGUGGGAACUGACGAGGAGCGCCUUGCCGUGCUGGACCGCGCCUGGGAGCUUGGGUGCACCAACUGGGAUACAGCCGACAUAUACGGCGACAACGAGGAUCUGCUUGGCAAGUGGUUCGCGCUUCACCCGGAGAGACGGGACGAUAUAUUUCUCGCCACCAAGUUCGGACUGACUGCCGGUAUCAAAGACGACGGCACUGUCGAGUUUGGCCUCGAUAGUACCCCCGAGCAUGCCCGUGCAGCGUGCGAACGGAGCCUGGCGAGGAUGGGCGUCAAGUCGAUUGACCUGUACUACGUCCACCGAGCUGAUAAGAAGACGCCGAUUGAGAAGACUAUGGAGGUGCUUAGGGAGCUUAAGGAAGAGGGCAAGAUCAAAGCAAUUGGUCUAUCCGAGUGCUCAUCCGACUCACUAAGACGGGCAUACAAGGUUGCAGCCAUCGCCGCUGUGCAAGUUGAGUAUAACCCCUGGCAGCUGGACAUUGAAAACGAGACAGGCACCAACCUGUUGGCCACCUGCCGUGAACUUGGUGUUACUGUCUUUGCCUACUCACCCCUGGGGCGGGGAUUCUUGACUGGUCAGAUACGAUCAGUCGAUGAUUUGGCCCCUGACGACUUCCGUCGAGGGGUACCGCGUUUCAGCGCCGAGAACUUCCCAAAGAACCUCGAGCUGGUGGACAAGUUUGAGGAGAUGGCUGCAAAAAAGAGUUGUACGACAGCCCAACUUGCCCUUGCCUGGCUGAUGGCUCAAGGAGAUGAUAUUAUUCCGAUCCCUGGCACGAAGAAGAUUAAGUACCUGGAAGAGAAUAUUGGAAGCACCAAGGUGGUGUUGUCACCCGAUGAGGAAAAGGAGAUUCGGAAGCAGGUUGAAAAAGCCAAUGUUACAGGCCAUCGCAAUCCGAAUGGAGUAAUCUUCACUGAGGCAGAGUUCUGGGAUACGCCGGAAAUGUGAGCAGCUCCGGAAUCCUCGGUUCCGACGCCGGAAAACAGCCAGUCGAGCUGGGUGUUGUGUCAUGUGGAAGUAAGUGACAUACACCUCAGAUAGUAUGCCAGAGAACUCGUUGAACUUGAGCCACUUCAAGUUAUCAUCAUAGUAGGCAGGUACUAGAUACACUUUCCUAGGAGUGCCUUCUUCUAGACCUCAUUAGCGUUGCGAGGUGAAGAGCUUAUUGGCCUGCUGGCGUCACACUCUACCUACAGCAGGAAAUUAUGGUGAUGCGU
Messenger RNA from Canariomyces notabilis, 1546 nucleotides. Its product is annotated as Aldo/keto reductase. The transcript is spliced from 5 exons. Gene Ontology annotation, cellular component: cytoplasm. NCBI's taxonomy places the organism in Eukaryota, Fungi, Ascomycota, Sordariomycetes, Sordariales, Chaetomiaceae. The record is from RefSeq and is a predicted model, not a curated record. The coding region runs from base 219 to 1277 and encodes 352 amino acids.